Molecule: messenger RNA, 4770 nt
Organism: Anopheles moucheti
Lineage: Eukaryota; Metazoa; Arthropoda; Insecta; Diptera; Culicidae
Gene: dos
Product: protein daughter of sevenless
Exons: 8
Coding region: 838-3543 (901 amino acids)
Source: RefSeq, a predicted model, not a curated record
UUGAUAAAAGAAUUCAUUGUAAGCGAACGCGAUUCACCCGCACCGGGACCGACGGGUUUAUUGCGAGGAAGUUUUGUCUGUGUAUGCAUAUUUAGCGUAUGAAUCAACAACAUCAGCUGCGAAGCAGUGGCAGCAGCGCUGGAAUCGACAACCCAUCGGUGUACUUUGUGUGAGCACUAGAAGGGACGCAUUACUUGUGAAGCCAGUUGGAAAGAGGAGAUUAAUCGGCAGAACAAGAUCAUCGCAAACAAAUCGACCUGCCUCGUCUUGCGGUGACGAUGUUGGGCGUGGACGGUAGCACCCCGCACUAGAAGGGCAACUCCCUGCUGAAUCCAACCACAAAAACACUCACACAAGUGCCUACACGAGAGUAAAAAUCAACAUCGACAGGGAACGGGACGGGCAAUAUAAUUACAAUAAUGGUCGCAGCAAUCCGAUCGAUCGUUGAUGGUGGCCGAUUAGUACGAAACCUAUUCCCAACCUAUUAACGCAGUACCCCCAUAACGGAGGAGACCACUUUCUAUCGAAGGUGCAAAUUUGGGACAAUCCAAUUCGAUCGCCCUUUCCCAAUCACCGACAAGGCCUAACGGAAGAGAAGAUUGUAAAAAAAACAGCUAAGCAAUAACACGUCGACAAAGAAACGAAUCAAGUUUCGUAGACCAAAUGCAACCAGCAAGCAAUAGAAUUGACACCCGGACAUCUCUCUGUUGAGCUGACGUAUAAGAAGUAUACCCGAGCACCGAGAAGAACCGUGUGCCCCAAAGCAGAGUAUCGGCGGCACAGCAGCAAAACACAAUUGUGAAUUAUUAUCCUCGCAGCGCAGUGGCCCAACAGCAGAUGGCUUCGACGAAUAAAGAGGUCUACCAUGAAGGCUGGCUCAUCAAAUCGCCACCGACGAAACGUAUCUGGCGUGCGCGAUGGCGAAGGCGUUGGUUCACGCUCAAGCAGGGUGAGCUGCCCGGUCAGUUCUUUCUCGAGUACUACACCGACCGCAAAUGCCGUAAGCUGAAAGGCAUCAUCGAUCUCGACCAGUGCGAACAAGUGGACGCUGGGCUGCGGCUCGAUCGGCAGAAGGAAAAGUACGCACACAUGUUCGACGUGAAGACACCGACCCGUACCUACUAUCUGGCCGCGGACACCGAGGAAGACAUGCGCGGAUGGGUGAACUGUAUCUGCCAGGUGUGCAGCCUGCAGGAAACACAAACCGUCGACGAUCGGCCAUAUUACAAUAUCGGUGCAAUCAAUAUGACGGAUGCGGUUAACAUGGCGGACACGGUAGUCGAGACGAGACCACCAGCAAGAUCCACCAGUAACGGUGUCGCAAUAACAGCAACGGAAACGGACGUGUCGAACGAAACAGAAACCACCAUGCUGAAUCAUUCGGUGGCGGGUGAAGCAACAGCAGACCAGCAGUCGCAACCACAGCCUGCACAGUCGCAGCAAAAGCGCACCCCAGCAGCGUACAACCCAUACGGCACGUACCAGAACGAGGAAAUGAUGGGUUUCCGUUCGAUGGAUUACACCAACCGGGAGACGAUCAUCUGCGAGGCGAAGUUGGGUCUACCCGCAUCAAACGCGGCAGAAGCAUACUCCAAUUUGGACGUCAUUAUCGAACGCUCGCAGUCGCUGCGUGGUAAACCGAGCUCGAAAAGCGGUGAAUCGUCCUCUUCUCCGGCUACGAAUGGCAUUGGCACUGGUAGCCCGAUGGUACACCAUAUGCGCACACAAUCGCUUAAUAUUGAGCAGCAUCAACAGCAGCAACGCGGUGGAAAGAAAAUCCCGGAGAAUCUUAAGCUAUCCGAUCGAUCCCCGUCGACGAGUGCGUUCGAUAGUGGGCCGGAACAACCGUCCCCGGCGCUGAGCACCUCGUCCGGUCCGUACAUACCGAUCAGUGAGUGUUAUUCGGGCAGUCCGGUUACACCGCUGAAUUCGCUGGAUCCGCGGUUCUACGAGACACCGCGCAGUCACACCAACAUUGGCUUCAAUCUCGUCAACAAUGAGCAGCCGUACUCGCCAAAGAGAAACAACGUCGGCGGAGGACCGCUGGCAGCGACCGGUAAUGGUGGACCAUCGUCACUGGCGGUGACGAUGAAAGGAGUUGGACUACCGAUUAGUGGCAGCGGUAAAUCUAGUCCGUCCGAUUCGGAAAGUGUGUUUACGGAUGACGAAUGGACGGCAGCGGGAUCGCCGAGCGAUGGAACGCGGAGCGGAAAAGAGGGAGGUGGCCGUGGCGGUGGAGGUUCUAGUGGAAAAGGUGGAACGAUCGAUCGAAACACCCGUCCGUCGGAUAGCUCGAUCGAGAACGAUGCCGUCGGUUGGACGUAUGUGCAGCGCUUUUCCAAAGUGCCCAACACGGAGCAAUCGCAGGCUGCAACCGCUUCCGGCAAUGGAAGCGGCUUGGUGGCUACUGCGGCCGGUGCACCACCGAGACCACCCAAGCGAACGAGCAUGAACUUGGAGGGCAUCGAAAAAACCAAGGAUCUUAUAUCUUCCGACACGGAAAAUGUUUCCCCUGCCAUCGGACCGAGAGAAGCUAGUGCGCAUAUCGAACAAUUCUACGAUAUUCCACGAUCUCAUCAGCAUCCGUAUACCGGCAGCAGUAUGCAUCUGCCCGAUGGGGAUUUGCUCUCUCCGCUGAGUCAGUGUGAUCUGGUCGCUUCCAGCACACCGAACCUGAUCAGUGAUUUCGGUACCGGCAGUCAGUGCGGCACGCUCGGACGUCCACGGCCCCAUUGCUACACGAACGCAGCCCCAACAAAGGUGGAAGGCAAUGUGUUUCGGUUUGAUUUCAGCGAACAGGCUGAUUCAUCAGCGCCGGCCAUAAAUCGUCGCCUAAAACCACGCUCUUCGUUCGAUAUUACCAAAUCGGUCGAGUCUGUAACGCAGGGUGUUAAGCAACAGAUUUCUCUCGGUGGGAAUGGUUCCGCCACACCGGCUUCCGUGCCCAACAAUGCCUCCGGUAGUGGUGGACAACAAUCGGCCAAAAGUCCUCCAACGGUCGAUCGUACACGUAAACCGGCUACUCCAAAGAUCGGUACUAAUUCGAUGCGCCGAAAGGGUGGACCAGUUUCGUUGAAUCUUGCAUCGAAUCAAACGACCGAAAGCACGUAUGGUAACACCCAGGAUGCAAACAUUUCUUUGCUAUCCGUCAUAUCACCGCGAGCGGCCGGUAAAAAUGAGGAUCGCCUGCAGUAUCUUGAUCUAGACCAUUCGAACAGUCCGCAAAAAACGAACCAAAACACCAUCUACUCUGGUCCAAGCAGUAUCGGUGGUUAUGCUGGUGCGGGUGGAAAUAGUACCAACCAUCACCACAAUCAUCCCGUGGUGACUGCCAGUUCCUUAUCGCAUGAUAGCGGUGCAGGAUCGUCACGGCAUCAUCAUCAUCAUCGGGAUGGUGAUACGGGCACCGCAAAACCAACCGUUCAAACUAGCCGCACACCGUACACGACGGUUGAUUUCGUUAAAACCGAUGCCUUUAAUCGGGUACGCGCGGAUUCAGAACUAACGCGCGCUCAGUCACGUCUCAAGGAUCAAACGUCCUAAAUGUGGACGAGUCGCGCUACCAGAAAUGCGCUUUCCCCAGAAUGUAGUGUGUUCGUGACGGAGUGCGCGAGUGAAUGCGCUUAUUCAUAUCCACAUUCAAUCGUCUUCCGAAAUUCAUUAAGUGUCUAUCGUUUACGUUCACACUUAUUCGCAUUGUGAACUGCUUUUGCUAUUACCUUUCUGCAGAGAGAAAGCGAGAAAGAUAAGAUCCAACUAACUGUAGAGAAGAAGCAACAGGAAGAACAUAAACCGAAUGCGAACGAAUCAUAGCCAAGUGCAAUUAAUGCAAGCUCUGCCUUAACUUCUUCCUACUUCUUAAGCUUGUAGCGUUAUACAACUAUAAACUGGCAUUUAUCUUGAGAACAAAGAACGAAAAAAGGGGGAAAUCUCUUAAGAUGCUUUUAGCAACGGAAAAGAAUGAAUGUGAAUCGAAUAUUCACACAUGUCGCCUGUGAUUACAAAGCAAACGUGAACGGUGGGAAACAUGGAACUGGAUUUUAUUACAUGAUGGAGGCGAGCAAUUGAAAUAGAUAGAAAACGAAAGUAUUUACCAACAGGAUACGAGAAAGAGAGAGCAAGACAGGCAUUUAGACGAUCGAAUAGAUUAUUUCUUAUAUGAAAUGCAGGAAUGCUUUUAUUGUUAUGGGAAAAUUGAUUUAACUACAAGCAAAAGGAAAGCAAUUAGAUAAAAUGUUGCGCAAAAUGUAGGAAUAGGACAAAAUGCUAGCAUAAUUACGAUCGUAAACGCUAAUCGGAACGCACAAAACAACAAAGAAACAUUGGAUGAUUAAUAGCAGUAGCAAACAACAAAACUACAUAGCAGCGUUUAGCUUAGAUACGUUGUUUCCUAUCAAUAAUGGAACAGGAAAAAAACAAUUCCCAUUAAGCUACUUCUAAAACGAUAAGGCACACACCAGACUGUUUCUUUCGCAUUUUUUUAUACAUCUUUUAACGUUUUAACUUUUUGUAUCGCUUUUUGGCGAUAUUCUUCCAAUCUUGUGUCUUCACAUUUGUCUAUCUUUAUAUUUCCUUAUACUCCCGAGUGGUGUUUACGUUUUAAAAUGUUUCCCACUUUUACAUACUACUGAUGUAUUCCGUUUUCUCUACUAUUAUUAACUAAGCUUGUAAGCGUACACGAUUUAGGUAGAACUUCUAAACUGUUUACGUUUAAAAUGUUUCACGUAAAUAAAACAAUGCUAUGAGCUCACAGCAAAGCAGCAAAAGAAA